This is a messenger RNA of Linum tenue, 1512 nucleotides long. Lineage: Eukaryota; Viridiplantae; Streptophyta; Magnoliopsida; Malpighiales; Linaceae. The record is from the annotation of a GenBank genome assembly.
CUGCAGUUGGUAUGGCUAUGCUGCCGCUCACAGAAUCUAUCUUUAUGCAUACCAGUUGUCCUCUCCACUGCAUCAAUUGCUUCCUUCAAUCACCAUCUGUAUGCGUUUUACUUGUCCACGACUACAUACAUACAUACAUAUAUAGCUCAAAGCGAUUAAACAUAGAACCCUCCAAGUAAUGCUAACUGUGAAUUGCGCUUCCACCCCACAGAUAUAAGCCUAUAUCUUGACUUGAAAUUCACGAAGCAAUCCAAGCACAUUUUCUUACUGAAUGCUAGCUAUAAGCCAGAUGAGGAGAAGUAGCAGCUCACAUCAACGGCCCAUUGCCUUUCUUCCUCUCUUGCUUGUGUAUUUUGCCUUGGCUUCUUCUUCAUUUGUCCCAGGCUGCAAUGGAAGGAGAUCGCUGGGGUUAACGGUAGGCAAGGGGAAUAAACUGAGAGCCACCGGCCGUUUCGACAUUGCUUCCCUGAUCCUCCAGAGAGAAACGCUGGGCGAUGGAGCAUCCAACACGCAGCCGUACGUCAGCUCCCCUUUCUCACUGCCGCCGUACGAUUCAUUGUCCCCUCAGAAUGCUCCCCCUUACUGCAACGAACCUCCACAAGGAGGCCUACCUCAGCCUCAGCCUCAGCCUCAGCCACCGCCACCGUCAGGCACCGAUACCGGCAUUCCCACACCUUCCGCUCCCACCUUCCUCCUCCCACCGCCGACCGGCAUCCCCACCCCCGCCUUCCUCCUCCCGCCGCCAGCUCCCCCUGGUCCUUCCUCCUACUACUUUCCCCCGGGCCCACUUGUCCCGAUUCUUCCUGGCCCAUCUACUCCAGGAAUAGCCACUCCAGGCCCACCCACUUACACCAUUCCUGGGCCAUAUCCGCCUGAGGCCCAAAUACCCCCUGCCCCUCCUACAUUUGAUGUACCGAGCCCGCCCGUGGCUUUCAUGCCGCCGGUGGUUUUCCCGCCGCCGACUGGUCCGCCGUCUCCAAGGACGGGGCCUCCGGCAGCGCUGUGGUGCAUGGCGAAGCCAUCGGUGCCCGAUCCGAUCAUGCAGGAGGCGAUGAACUACGCAUGCGGGUCCGGUGCCGACUGUGAUUCGAUACAGCCUGGCGGGCCGUGCUCUCAGCCGGACACAGUGUUUGCCCACGCUUCCUACGCUUUCAACAGCUACUGGCAGCGAACCAAGUCAGCUGGCGGUUCUUGCUCUUUCGGCGGCACUGCCAUCCUCGUCACGGUAGAUCCUAGUGCUACAAAGGUUGCCAAUUUGCAUACAACUGACGCGUGGAUAGCUAAUUAAGGCGGGUGGCGAUGAAUUAUUGCUGGGAUUAGAUGACAUAUAGAAAAGUGAAUUUUACAUAAAUUAUUAUGAGAAUAAAGGAGGAGGCGAAGAGAGGGAUUAUUAAUAGUGGGUUAAUUGUUAGAUUCAGACAUUCAAUGAUAAAUCACAUUUUAUAGGUUGGGCUUUAAAUCCUCCCAUGUGUGAUUCAUGAAUUUUUGUAAACAGUUGAAACUUGAAUGUGG